This is a messenger RNA of Oppiella nova, 1897 nucleotides long. The record is from the annotation of a GenBank genome assembly. Lineage: Eukaryota; Metazoa; Arthropoda; Arachnida; Sarcoptiformes; Oppiidae.
CUGACUGGUGGCUCGUCUGCGCCAUUGUUUUCCUCCAUUUGCGAAGUGAUUGUCUUUUCUGUAAACAACUCUUCAGUCAAUGAACGGCCAGAAGACGACUCUUCAGAUGAAAGACAAUACGGACCACGAGUUCGACUCGUGGCGGACGUCCUCGCAGUCGCAUUACUCGCACUCCUCCGCUCUGCAGACGAACCAAUCGUCGGAUCCGUACGCCAUGUCUUACUAUCCGACGGCUGCGAUGUUUCCGUACUCGGAGUCCAUGCCGUCGUCGCAGCCGUGGAGUAAUGGCGCCGAAACGGUCGCCUUUCUCGGCCAAUACGCAGACGCCGGCGCCCACCAGCCCUCGCAAGGUCACUACACGAUGGAAGCGAUGUUUGGAUCGCAGACUUCGUAUCCCUUCUCAAACAUGGCGUCUUCGAUGCCGUCGACGCCAUUCAACGCCUUCUAUAAUUCGGACCCCUUUUGGGGCAACAAUAAGGCGCGCCCGCAGACCAACGCCCCGCCCGCCGGCGCCGCCUACGGGCGCCAAAUGCACGACACGCCGGACUACUCGUCGCAAUACUCGCACCACUCGGCUGGCGAUCACUACGGACUCAAUGACCAGACCAUCAAACAAAUGGAGACCGGAAUCGCGGCGCUCACUCUCGACCACAUCAAGGCUUCGGAACAGUUCGCCAACAAAUCCGGUGCGUUCGGCGACUCGAAGAAGUUCUCGGACUCGAUGUCGAUGUCGGCCGUGGGUUCGGUGCCGAAGAAGACCACGUGGGCGUCCAUUGCGUCACAACCGGCCAAACCGCAGCCCAAGAGUCUCAAGUCGAAGAUGUCGUCUUCCGUUCUCACGGGCAGCACUUCCAAACACUUGCCGCCCGUCCAGACCAUCGCCUCGACGGCCGCUUCGAUGGACGCCAUCGGCACGUGGGAAGCGAAGAACGGGUCGGCCGUCAAGACGCCGCCCGCCGCCCAUUCCCACUCCCAACACCACCAGAGCCACCACCAACCCCCGCCGCCGCCCUCGCAACGCCCCGAACGUCCAGCCCCGGCCUCCUCCCAACAGCCCGCCCACCACCACCAGCCACCACCACCGCCGCAGCAGCAGUCGUGGGCGCGCGCCCAGCCCCCGCUCCCGACGCCCUCUGCGCGCGCCGGGGGGGACGGCGGGGCGGGAGUGGGACCACCGGCACUUCCGGCGCAUCCCGUUCUGGACAAACUGCGCGUUGAGAACAACUACAACCCGAAGGAGUUCGACUUGAAUCCGCGAAACGCGCGCUUCUUCAUCAUCAAGAGCUACUCGGAGGACGACAUCCACCGAUCCAUCAAAUACUCGAUCUGGUGCUCCACAGAACACGGCAACAAACGCCUCGACACCGCCUUCAAGCAGCACGAGAAGACCGGCGGACAGAUCUUCCUCCUCUUCUCCGUGAACGGCUCCGGUAGGGAACGGGAUGCUCGUGUGGGUUGUGUUGUCUCGUGUGCUGACCUCUUGUUAUUCGUAGGCCACUUCUGCGGGAUGGCGCAGAUGACGUCAUCGGUGGACUACGCGUCGUCGUCGUCGGUGUGGGCGCAGGACAAGUGGAAGGGCCAGUUCCGCGUGCGGUGGGUGUACGUGAAGGACGUGCCGAACGCGCAGUUGCGUCACAUCCGGUUGGAGAACAAUGAGAACAAACCGGUGACCAAUUCGCGCGACACACAGGAAGUGCCCUUCGAGAAGGGAAAGGCGGUCAUCAAAAUCAUGCAUCACUUCCGACACACGACUUCCAUCUUCGACGACUUCCUGCACUACGAGAAGCGCCAGGAAGAGGAGAGUCAGCGCCGAGUGCCGGAAGUGCCGUCUGCGCAGCCGCCGCCGCCCCCCAAACGGCAGUGGAAGAGCCGGGAGGGCGCGUCACGUGACUCGUGA